Molecule: messenger RNA, 6639 nt
Organism: Daktulosphaira vitifoliae (grape phylloxera)
Lineage: Eukaryota; Metazoa; Arthropoda; Insecta; Hemiptera; Phylloxeridae
Gene: obe
Product: activating signal cointegrator 1 complex subunit 3
Exons: 32
Coding region: 230-6619 (2129 amino acids)
Molecular function (GO): ATP binding; nucleic acid binding; ATP hydrolysis activity
Source: RefSeq, a predicted model, not a curated record
UUUUUAAAUAAAUCUCUUUUUGAAUUUAUUAAUUUUCUAAAUUAAUAUAAAAACAAAGAGUAAUUCAUUACUUGGUUAAAAUGUUGUAUAGUUUUCAGUCUGUUUAAGUAAAAUAUAUAUUUUUUCUAAAUAAAUACUUGAACCUUUCAAGAUAUUUCUUUAAAAUACUUAACUACUUGUUCUCACCGAAUAAAAUUCAUUUGCAAGUGUUAUUACUAAUUGAUUGAAAAUGGCCAAGGCUAAAGAAAAUUUAUCUCAACAUAUUGGACAAUUACCCAAAUUUACCAGAGCUCUUUUAAUUUAUUCUAAUGAUUUUAUUGAUGAAAUGGAUCCAUGUAAUACAUGGAAGUAUAACUUAGAUGUAAUAAAAGAACGAAUAGAUGAACAAGAAAAGCAGACUCAAAAAUCUUUAACAUUUGUUGAAAUUUGUUCUAUUAUAAAUCAGUCGCAAAAUAACAUUAUUUCAAGAAAUCUAAAUUUGUUGUAUGAAAUAGCUAAAGAUCUUUCAAAAGAUGAUCAAUCUGAAAUAUUAAGUUCUUCAGUUUUAUUUUUUUUUAAAUUGUUAAUUGGAGAAUCUGGAUUACUUAUGAAACAUAUCUUAGAGCUUCGAUGUAUGUUUGGAAAAAUAUCAAAUCAAAAUGCUGAUCAAAUAUUUAAGUUGGUAAAAGAAGUAGAAAAAAUAUUGGAUAAUGACAAUUUAAAUAAAAUUAAGACUUUAUGGGAAAAUAUUGAAGAAACCGAUAAUCAUGAAACUGAUCAUAGACGUGAAGUACAAAUUAAUAUCUCUGAAAAAUAUUUUAAACCAAGAUCAAAAUGGGUCCCUCCUAAUUUUGGAAAAUUACCAACACCUGAUGUUGGUUUGAAAAGUGUUUUGAAUUCAUUUUCUAUGCGUUAUAAUAGAGAAGAAAAAAAAAGUUCUAGCACAGUAAACUUAGAUAAAACAUGGUUAUUGAAUCAAAUUAUGAAAACAACAACUCCAAGUUUUGGAAUGACAAAUGAAGACUAUUACAAUAGUAUUAUAACAGCCCUUUCAUCUCAAAGUUCUGAUACUGAACUUCAAGACGAAUUGUUUAAUUUGCUUGGAUUUAAACGUCUUGAUCUCAUAGAAAUUCUUCUAAAGCAUAGGAAUAACAUAGUCAAGCAAAAUUUUUCUUCAGAUGAAAGAAGAUUUGCAUUCAAUGCCAAAGAUAUAAAGAUGGAUAAACAACCAAGACAUAUGGAAAUGAUAACUAUUGAAACUGAAGAAGAUAAGAAACUUAGAAAAGAAUUGAGAAAAGAAGAAAAAGCCCUUCAAAGAUUUAAUCGACGAAGAGAAUCUGAUUCUGAUGAUGAAGCAAUUAAAAUAGUUUCUAAGACUACUAGUGCACCGAAUGUCCCCAUGUUUAUUGAUCCAAAGAGUUGUAAGGCACCUUUAGCUGAAAAGUUUCCACAUGUAUAUGACAUAAAUUCAGAAUCAAAAGUAUCAAGUUGUUAUAUAAAUGGAGAUCCUUGUACUAUUCCUAUUGGAGCUAAAAGAACUGAUCAUAAAACUUAUGAAGAAGUGUACAUUCCACCUACUAGGUUGUCACAAGAUUUAACAGUUGGCAAAAAACUAGUUGCUGUUAAAACAUUAGAUGAGAUUGGCCAAAAAGCAUUUAGUGGUAUUCAAAGUUUAAAUAGAAUACAAUCUGUUGUUUUUGAUGCAGCGUACAAUACAAAUGAAAAUCUUUUGGUAUGUGCUCCCACUGGAGCUGGUAAAACAAAUGUUGCUUUAUUGACAAUAGUACAUCAAAUUAAACAACAUAUACAAAAUAAUGAAAUUAAUAAAAGUGAAUUCAAGAUUGUUUAUGUUGCUCCAAUGAAAGCUCUAGCAUCUGAGAUGACUGCUAACUUCUCUAGAAGACUAUUAAGUUUGGGUAUUACUGUUCGUGAAUUUACUGGUGAUAUGUCUUUAACUAAAGCUGAAAUUACUAGCACUCAAAUAUUAGUAACAACACCUGAGAAGUGGGAUGUAGCAACUCGCAAGGGAACUGGUGAUAUUGCUUUAACUAGUCUGGUUAAAUUAUUAAUUAUUGAUGAAGUUCAUUUAUUACAUGGUGAUCGAGGUCCAGUGUUAGAAGCACUUGUAGCACGUACUUUACGACAGGUUGAGUCAUCUCAAAAUAUGAUUCGUAUUGUUGGAUUAUCAGCUACUUUACCAAAUUAUAAAGAUGUUGCUCGAUUUUUAAGAGUUAACUUUCAAAAAGGUUUAUUCUAUUUUGAUGGACGUUUUCGUCCAGUGCCUUUGAUUCAGACAUUUAUUGGGGUUCGAGGAAGUAAGACAGUUAAAAUGCAACAAGAAAUGGAUUCAGUUUGUUAUGAUAAAUUGCAUGAAAUGGUUCAAAAAGGACAUCAAGUCAUGGUGUUUGUUCAUGCCCGUAAUGCUACCGUAAAGACAGCUAAUGUAUUUAGAGAACUUGCAACUCAAAAAAAUCAUUUAUCUGAUUUUUUGCCUGAAGAUUCCAACCGGAUAGGAGUAGCAAAGAAAGCAUUUGAACGAUGUCAUUCAAAAGAACUAAGUGAAUUAUUGAACAGUGGAUUUUCUAUUCAUCAUGCAGGCCUCUUAAGAUCAGAUAGGAAUUUAGUUGAAAAAUAUUUUGCUGAGGGUGCCAUAAAAGUAUUAGUAUGUACAGCUACAUUAGCUUGGGGUGUUAAUCUUCCUGCUCAUGCUGUUAUCAUAAAAGGUACAGAGUUGUAUGACUCUAAACAUGGAACAUUUGUAGAUCUAGGUAUGCUUGAUGUUUUGCAAAUAUUUGGAAGAGCUGGUCGUCCUCAGUUUGAUACUUCUGGACAUGGAAUUAUAAUUACUCCACAUGCUAAACUACAUAAAUACCUUUCAUUACUAACAAAUCAAAUACCAAUUGAAAGUUGUUUUGUGCAACAUCUUGUUAACAAUUUAAAUGCUGAAGUAGUUUUAGGUACAAUAUCUAAUGUAGAAGAAGCAGUGUUAUGGUUAAGCUAUACUUAUUUGUUUGUUAGAAUGCGUAUAAAUCCACAUGUGUAUGGUAUAUUACUAGAUGAAGUAGAAUUGGAUCCUAUGUUAGUUAAUAAAAGAAAAGAAUUCAUCAUAAAUGCAGCUAUGGCAUUAGAUAGAGCUCAAAUGUUACGUUACAACGAGAGAACUGGAGAUCUCGCAUCCACUGAUCUGGGACGAACUGCCAGUCAUUUUUACAUAAGUCAUGACAGUAUUGAAAUAUUUAAUCAGACCAUGGCACCUUUUAUGAACUUAUCAGAAAUACUUACUAUGAUAGCAAGUGCAAAAGAAUUUGAGCAACUACAAGUUAGAGAUGAUGAAGUGGUAGAGUUAGAAUCAUUGAGUCGUAAAUAUUGUCAUGUUGAAUGCAAAGGAUCAGCAGUGAAUAUUAAUGGCAAAGUAAACAUUCUUUUACAAACUUAUUUAGCUAGAGGUAGAGCAAAAGGAUUUUCAUUAAUAUCGGACCUUGUUUAUAUCUCACAAAAUGCUACAAGAAUUGCCCGGGCCCUGUUUGACAUGGUCUUACGUCGCAAUAAUGCCAUGUUAUCAUCGAAACUGUUGGAAGUCAGUCAAAUGUUUGAGAUGAGACAAUGGGACUUUGAAUCUGAAUUGAGGCAAUUUUCAGAUGUUCUUCCUUGGGAAAUUAUUGAUAAAAUAGAACAAAGAAAAUUAACAUUUAAUCAAAUUAGAGAAAUGGACUCAAAAGAGUUAGGAAUUUUAUUAAGAAACCAAAAUAUUGGUGCUGCAGUAAAAAAAUGUGCUAUGCAGCUGCCUUAUAUUGAAGCUACAGAGAGUAUUCAACCUAUUACAAGAACCAUUUUAAGAAUAAAUCUUGAACUUUACCCAGAAUUUGAGUGGAAUGAUAAAUUCCAUGGGAAAACAUCAGUUGCAUUUUGGAUUUGGAUAGAAGAUCCUGAAACUGAUCAUAUUUAUCAUUGGGAACAAUUCUUAAUUUCAAAAAGACAAGUUAUCAAAAAAGAAGUUCAAAAAUUAGUUUUUACAAUACCUCUUGUUGAACCACUUCCGUCUCAAUACAUUUUACACUGUACAUCAGAUAGAUGGCUGGGUACUACUUACACAAUUCCCUUAACAUUUCAACAUCUCAUAUUACCUCACAGCCAUGCUUCAGUAACAGACUUGCUUGAACUUCAUCCAUUGCCAUUAUCAGCUCUUAAAAAUCAAGACUACCAAAAUUUAUACAAGUUUACUCAUUUCAAUCCAAUACAAACUCAAAUUUUUCAUUGUUUGUAUCAUACAGAUAAUAAUGUACUCUUAGGAGCCCCUACUGGAUCCGGUAAAACUAUUGCUGCAGAAAUUGCUAUGUUUAGAGUUUUCAAUGAACAGCCUGAAGCUAAAGUCGUUUAUAUUGCACCUUUAAAAGCUCUUGUACGAGAACGAAUAAUUGACUGGAAAGUAAGACUUGAAGAAAAGUUAAAAAAGUCAGUUGUUGAAUUAACAGGUGAUGUUACACCAGAUAUUAAAGCAAUAACUAAUGCAUCUGUAAUUGUUACAACACCAGAAAAAUGGGAUGGUGUUUCACGAAGUUGGCAAACACGAAAUUAUGUUCGACAAGUUGCAUUAGUGGUUCUUGAUGAAGUUCAUUUACUAGGAGAAGAAAGAGGACCAGUUUUAGAAAUAAUUAUAUCCCGUAUAAAUUUCAUUUCAACUCAUUCUGGUCAGCAUACUCGCAUUAUUGCAUUAACUACUGCUUUAUCAACCGCUGCUGAUCUAGCUUCUUGGUUACAUAUCGGUGAAAUGGGUCUUUACAAUUUUCGUCCUUCUGUACGGCCUGUUCCACUUGAGGUGCAUAUUAGUGGCUAUGCAGGAAGAAAUUAUUGUCCUAGAAUGGCAACUAUGAACAAGCCAAUUUAUCAAGCUAUACGUCAACAUUCUCCUACUCAACCUGUUAUGAUUUUUGUAUCAUCAAGAAGACAAACUAGAUUAACUGCACUUGAUCUAAUAGCAUAUUUAGGAGGAGAAGAUAACCCUAAACAAUGGGUUCAUAAGAAUGAUUAUGAAAUGGAUCAAAUUAUUGAAAAUAUCAGAGAUCCUAAUUUAAAAUUAUGCCUUGCAUUUGGAUUAGGUCUUCAUCAUGCUGGAUUACAAGAUAAUGAUAGAAAAAUUGUAGAAGAAUUAUUUGUUAAUCAAUAUAUUCAAGUUCUUAUUGCUACUUCUACUUUAGCUUGGGGAGUUAAUUUUCCAGCACAUUUUGUUAUAGUUAAAGGAACUGAGUUUUAUGAUGGUAAACAAAAAAGAUAUGUUGAUAUGCCUAUAACCGAUGUUCUUCAAAUGAUGGGCCGUGCAGGUAGACCUCAAUAUGACAACAUGGGAAUUGCAUUAAUUAUGGUACACGAUAUAAAAAAAACAUUUUACAAGAAAUUCUUGUACGAACCAUUCCCAGUUGAAUCAUCUUUGUUGAAUGUAUUACCAGACCAUAUUAAUGCUGAAAUUGUGGCUGGGACAAUAAAAACAAAGCAAGAUGCAAUUGAGUAUUUAACUUGGACCUAUCUCCUUCAAAGACUAAUGAAAAAUCCAGAAUAUUAUGGAUUGCAUAGUUUAGAAGAGAGUUCUAUCAAUGAUUUCCUUUCUGACUUGGUUGAAAGCUGUAUUGGAACACUAUACUCAAGUUAUUGUGUUGAUAUUGAUGAGGAUCAGCGUAAUGUUAAACCAACAUCUCUUGGUCAUAUUGCAUCAUAUUAUUAUUUACAACAUAAAACUGUAAAAAUAUUCAGAGAAAGAUUGAAAGGUGAAUUAAGCUUGGAAGAUUUAAUUAAAGUUUUAGUUGAUGCUGAAGAAUUUAGUCUUUUACCUGUCAGGCAUAAUGAAGAUUUAAUGAAUGCGGAACUAGAUAAACAAUGUCCUUUAAAUAUUGAUGGACGACCAUUUGAGUGUUCACACACAAAAACUCUUAUCUUGCUCCAAGCUCAUUUUUCACAUUUAAAAAUGCCAUGUACCGAUUAUAUUACUGAUCUAAAAUCAGUUCUUGAUCAAUCAAUACGUAUACUGCAAGCUAUGAUUGAUAUUACUGCAGAGGAAGGAUAUUUAGUAUUAUGCCUUAAAUUAAUGCAACUUAUGCAAAUGGUUAUUCAAGCUCGUUGGGUGACUGAUCCACCUGUUUUUACACUACCUUUAGUAGAAAAGCAUUUAAUUCCAUCUAACAUUUUAAAUCUACUUUGUUUACCACAUUUGUGCAAUGUUGCUCUUAAGAGUUAUGACCAGUUUUUAAAUAUUUUUUUAAAAACUCAAUUAGAACCAGAGGAGAUUAAUAAGAUUUAUAAAACUGUUGUUGAAAUGCCUGUUGUUAAUGUUCAAUUAUAUAUACAAGGUUAUUGGCCUGAUAGUUCUGAAGUUCAAAAGAAAUUGGUUAGAAAUGGUGAAAGAAUGGAAAUAUUAGGAAACAAUGAAUAUACUUUAAUAGUUGAAACUAAAAUUUUAAAUCGAGUGAUUCCAUCAAAAGCUCAUGCUCCAAAAUUUUCCAAACCUAAAGAUAUAGGUUGGUUUAUGGUUCUUGGAUCUAUAGAAAAUUGGGAGUUGAUUGCAUUAAAAAGAGCUACUAAUAAUCAUUACAGAAGAUCAUCUAGUAGACUAGCAUUUAGUACACCAAGCUUCUCAGGUAAGUACAUUUGAUGAACUGAGCAAAUUAUUGU